Molecule: messenger RNA, 4397 nt
Organism: Daucus carota subsp. sativus
Lineage: Eukaryota; Viridiplantae; Streptophyta; Magnoliopsida; Apiales; Apiaceae
Product: formin-like protein 14
Exons: 18
Coding region: 233-4096 (1287 amino acids)
Source: RefSeq, a predicted model, not a curated record
UUCUCAGCCGGGUCGGUUAUGUUCAAAUCCAUCUGCCCCCUCUCUAAUCAAAAUCUCUCUCUCUCUCUCUCGCUCUCUCUCUCUCUCUCCCAAAUUUAAAACUUGAAAAAACAAAAUUAAUAACAAAAAACCAGUCCACCUUCACUCAACUCUACUCACCUGUCUCUCCAAUUUGGGUUUUGGAUUAGUGUAAGGCUCUGCUGAUUCGUUUGUUUCGAUUUCGAAUAAUAAUAUGUCGUUACUUAGUAGAUUCUUUCAUAAAAGACCCCCUGAUGGCUUGCUUGAGUUUCUCGAGAGAGUUUACGUUUUUGAUUCGUGUUUCUCGACGGAGGUUUUGCCUGAGGGGAUAUACCAACUGUAUUUACAUGAGAUUGUUAAUGAAUUGCAUGAGGAGUUUCCCGAGUCGUCUUUUCUUGCUAUUAAUUUUAGAGAAGGUGAGAAAAGGAGCUCGUUUGCGGAGAUUUUGUGUGGGUAUGAUGUUACGGUUAUGGAUUAUCCGAGACAGUACGAGGGUUGUCCUCUCUUACCGAUGUCUUUAAUUCAUCAUUUUCUUCGUGUUUGCGAGAAUUGGCUUUCACGUGGGAGUCACCAGAAUGUUGUUUUGCUUCAUUGUGAGAGAGGGGGGUGGCCGCUUUUGGCGCUUAUUUUAGCUAGUUUAUCGGUGUUCAGAAAACUGCAUGGAGGAGAAAGGAAAACUCUUGAACUUGUUUAUCGAGAGGCUCCUAAAGGGCUGCUCCAGCUGUUAUCACCGUUAAACCCGUUUCCAUCCCAACUUCGUUAUCUUCAGUAUGUAUCUAGAAGAAAUAUAUCUCCAGACUGGCCUCCUGCUGAACGUGCUAUUUCUUUGGAUUGUCUUAUUCUUCGUGGUAUUCCAAGAUUUGAUAACCAAAACGGGUGCAGGCCUGUUAUUCGUAUCUUUGGGAGAAACCUCCUUAGCAAGGGUGGGCUUUCGACCCAGAUGUUAUUUACCAUGCCCAAGAAAAAUCGAAGCCUCAGAUACUACUGUCAGAAGGAGAGUGAUGUCAUUAAAAUUGAUAUUCAGUGCUUGGUACAAGGGGAUGUCGUGUUAGAGUGUGUUCAUUUAAAUCUAGAUCCUGAUAGGGAAGUUAUGAUGUUCCGGGUGAUGUUUAAUACUGCUUUUAUCCGAUCUAACAUCUUAAUGCUCACCUCUGAGAACUUGGACAUUCUAUGGGAUUCAAAGUCAAGGUUCCCGAAAGGUUUUCGAGCUGAGGUUCUUUUUGGAGACAUUGAAAGCAUACCUCCCCCUGAAGCUCCAACAUCAAUAUUAAAUGGUGAGGAGAAAGGUGGACUGCCCAUGGAAGCUUUUUCGAGGGUCCAAGAACUUUUCACUGGUGCUGACUGGGUCGAUAAUAGUGAUGAUGCUUUGUGGUUAUUCAAACAGCUAUCUGUAUUGAAUAAUGUAAAUGAUUUGUCCAUGCUUAGGAGUAGACUUGGUGGGUAUUCGUCACCUUUGGACUCCGAGGAAGAAAAUAAUGCAUCUAGCACCGCUGACAGUUUGGAUUUUUUGGACUCUGAAAAGGCUAGUAGUCUAACAUACACUAAUUCAGUGAUGAACUUCCAAGACGAGCCUUCAUCACAGGAUUCGGCUUCUGACGAAGCAUCUGAUUCAAGGCCAAAAAUAUUAAAUGAUGUUGUUUCUGCCUUUCCUCCUCCAGGAAAUGGCAUUCCAUUGGACACCAAUUCUGCUUUUGGAAAUUCGGCACAAUCAGUAAGUGAUCAACAAUCUUCAGUUUUAAGUGAAAAAGAUUCAUCGACUCCACCCCCUCCAGUAUCUAACGAUGUUGCUCCUUCAACUAAUGCUUACCACUCACCUUCAACGGCAGUACCUAUUUCUCACAAUUUAUCAAAUGGAUCGACACCACACCUUACAAAUUUCAGUGCAGGAGGCUGUGCACCUAUUAGUUCUAGUACAGGACCACCACCUGUGCCACCCCCACCACAACCUAUACCUUUUAGCUCUAGUAAAGGAACACCACCAACUCCACCUACACCGCCACCUCAACCUUUUAGCUCUACAAGAGGACCUCCUCCUCCACCGCCACCACCCCCACCUCCUUUCCCGAUUUCAGCUACCACUACAUUCAAAAGUUCUUCUGUGCCUGAUAGUAAUUGCAUUUCACCUUCCGAAUCAUCAAAAGGUAAAGGCCCUCCACCACCACCGCCGCCGCCGCCGCCUCUACAUCCUCAUUCAAUUUCUUCCGAAGGCCCUCUUCUGCCUCCCCCUCCCCCACCUCCACCUCCACCUCCACCUCUUCCUGCCUCAUCUAAGCAACCAUUGCCGAAAGUUCCAGUGCCGCCCCCUCCACCGCCUCCACCCUUGCCUUCAUUAUCAGUGGCCACUGCUUCAAGUAAGCCGCCGCCACCCCCUCCACUUCCAGGCCAAAAAAUAAGUGCUGCAGCAAGGCCGAUGCCACCUCCACCCCCUCCACCUCCAGGCCAAAAACCAAGUGCUGCAGCAAGGCCAAUGCCACCUCCACCCCCUCCACCUCCAGGCCAAAAAACAAGUGCUGCAGCAAGGCCAAUGCCACCUCCACCUCCUCCUGGACCACUUCGACAAGGAACAACAGUCCCACCUCCACAGGCACCAAAACCUCCUAGUGCUCCUCCACUUCCAGGCCGUGGUGCUGCAGCUGUCCCUCCUCCUCCAACGGGAAUCAAAGCCUCUGAUGCACCCCCACCCCCACCUCUGACCUCUGGUAAGGGACGGACUUCGUUGGGACCUGUAAGAGGUCGCACUACUACAGGUUCAUCAAUUCCACCUAAAAAGGCUUCAUUAAAACCCUUACAUUGGGUAAAAGUUACAAGAGCAGUGCAAGGGAGUUUAUGGGCAGAUACUCCGAAACAGGAGAAUCAGACAAGGGCUCCUGAAAUUGAUAUAUCGGAGCUUGAAAAUCUCUUCUCAGCAGUUUCUGUGUCGGAUAGCAAUGGCAAGGGAGCUAGACGUGCUUCCAAAAUUAGCAAACCAGAAAAAGUGCAACUGGUUGACUUGCGAAGGGCAUACAACUGUGAGAUUAUGCUCACAAAAAUCAAAAUUCCUCUACCGGAUAUGAUUAAUGCUAUUCUUGCUAUGGAUUCAAACGUCCUUGACAUCGAUCAAGUUGAAAAUCUUAUUAAAUUUUGUCCCACGAAAGAAGAAAUGGAUACUCUGAAGAGCUACACAGGAGAAAAAGAAAUGCUCGGAAAGUGUGAACAGUUUUUCAUGGAGUUGAUGAAGGUCCCACGAGUUGAAUCUAAGUUACGAGUAUUUGCAUUUAAAAUUAACUUCUCCGGUCAGGUUGAUGACUUGAAGCGUAAUCUUCUUACAAUAAAGAAUGCCGCCAGUGAGGUAAAAGAAUCUGGAAAGCUACGCCAAAUAAUGCAAACAAUUCUUACUUUGGGGAACGCCUUGAACCAGGGCACUGCUCGAGGAUCUGCUGUUGGUUUUAAGUUGGAUAGCCUUUUAAAACUAUCUGAUACUCGUGCAAGAAACAACAAAAUGACACUAAUGCAUUAUCUCUGCAAGCUCCUUGCUGAGAAACUGCCGGAGUUACUGGAUUAUGACAAGGAUCUUGGCCAUUUAGAAGCAGCGUCGAAAAUUCAAUUGAAAAAUUUGGCUGAAGAAAUGCAAGCAGUGAGUAAAGGUCUUGAGAAGGUUGAGCUGGAACUCACUGCUGCACAGAACGACGGACCAGUAUCUGCAGGCUUUCAGAAGGUGUUGAAAAGUUUCCUGGAUUCUGCUGAAGCUGAAGUCAGGUCAUUAAUCUCCUUGUACUCUGACGUGGGAAGAAAUGCAGAUUCAUUAUCUCAGUAUUUCGGGGAAGAUCCUGCUAGAUGCCCCUUUGAACAAGUGACACAAAUAUUGUUCGUGUUUACGAAGAUGUUCAACAAAGCUCGUGAUGAGAAUGCGCAGCAGGCAGAUGCGGAGAAAAAGAAAUUGGAAAAGGAAGCUCUGAAAGAACAAACAGCUGCUAAUGCUUCAGCAAAGAAAGAUAAUACUGAUUCUGAUACUCCUAAAGAUAUAAAAGCCAUGAUUCGUGAUCAAUACCUAUCUGCAAAGCAGAGGGAAACUCGUAAUAAUGGCACGGGCUUGACGUGAGGUGGAGUUUUGGAAAUGUUGCUGCUUUCUUGCAACUAUCUUAUGGAAUUAUUGCCAGAUUUUUACUCCAGUGGCCUAUCAGUCGACAUAAAUUAUGAUUUACAAACAUGUGGUCACUACUAUUAGUUUUCUGAGGUAUCUCCAAACUAGCGGCAUAUAAUUUAUUUGUUGUAUAGUUUCUGUAAUUAUUAUAGAUCACUUUUGUAUGACAACUAGAGUUGUCAGGCAGUUGAAACAGAUUUAAAAUAUAACGAGAACAGUUUUUGUAUAUACAGUUGCUAAUGCAGGAAUUUAUAAAGAA